Juglans regia (Persian walnut) is the source of this 1708-nucleotide messenger RNA. Its product is annotated as 3',5'-nucleoside bisphosphate phosphatase-like. NCBI's taxonomy places the organism in Eukaryota, Viridiplantae, Streptophyta, Magnoliopsida, Fagales, Juglandaceae. The coding region runs from base 135 to 1511 and encodes 458 amino acids. The record is from RefSeq and is a predicted model, not a curated record. The transcript has 5 exons. Gene Ontology annotation, molecular function: 5'-3' RNA exonuclease activity; 5'-3' DNA exonuclease activity.
AGUUUUCAUCCCUGAUGUAUUUAUCCUAUUGCCUAUAGAUGGGCAUUAUAUAAUCCAGGAGCCGCACCCUAAUGGCCUAACAACCAGAACUCCCCAAUCCCAGUUUUCUCUUUGGGCAAGGAUAUCUCGAAGCAAUGGUGGGAGACGCCCACGUGCUUCAGACCUUCAGCAAUUCCAAUUGCAGUAACCAUAACUCGAAGAAAGCAAAAGAAAAGAAGAAGAAGAAGAAGAAGCGUGGUGGGAGCAAGAAGAAGAUGACCGCAGAGCAGACUCUGGCGUUCAAGUCCGUGAGUGAAUGGGUGUUCUUGGAUCAGCCUUCUUCAUUGCCUUCCUCUGCUGCGUCCUUUGUUUCGGAUGACUUUGGAGUGCAGAAGGCUCUUGGACAAGGUGGGGAGAAGUUGGUGUUCGAACUGCAUUCGCAUUCGAAAUUCAGCGAUGGGUUUUUGUCGCCCCUGAAGCUGGUUGAGAGAGCUCAUGGAAAUGGGGUAAACGUUCUUGCUCUAACAGAUCAUGACACAAUGUCAGGCAUCCCCGAGGCUCUAGAAGCUGCUCGAAAAUUUGGAAUCAAGAUAAUUCCAGGUGUUGAAAUCAGUACAAUAUUCUCUCCAAGUGCUGAGUCUGAACUAGAGGAACCAGUGCACAUCCUUGCAUAUUAUAGUAGCUGUGGACCAACAAGGUCUGAGGAGCUGGAGAAGUUCUUGGCCAAUAUAAGAGAUGGUCGUUUUGUCCGUGCAAAGAACAUGGUGUCAAAACUGAACAUGCUUAAGCUACCUCUUAAGUGGGAGCAUGUUGCCAGGAUAGCAGGCAAGGGAGUUGCUCCCGGGAGAAUGCAUGUGGCCCGUGCUAUGCUUGAAGCGGGUUAUGUGGAAAAUCUGAAACAAGCGUUUGCCCGAUAUCUUUUUGAUGGUGGACCUGCUUACUCUAUGGGAAGUGAGCCUCUUGCAGAGGAAGCAAUACAAUUGAUAUGUAAUACGGGGGGUAUGGCCGUUCUAGCUCAUCCAUGGGCACUAAAGAAUCCUGUUGCCGUUAUCAGGAGGCUGAAAGGGGCUGGCCUUCAUGGGAUGGAGGUUUACAGAAGUGAUGGAAGACUAGAAGCAUACAGUGACCUAGCAGAUGCUUAUGGUCUAUUGAAGCUUGGAGGAUCAGAUUAUCAUGGAAGAGGUGGGCAGGGGGAGUCUGAACUGGGAAGUGUGAACCUACCGGUAUUGGCUGUUCGUGACUUCCUUGAGGUAGCUAGACCAAUUUGGUGCGGGGCCAUCAGGGACAAUUUGGAGAGUUAUGCCGAGGAGCCUUCUGAUUCAAAUUUAGCAAGGAUAAUGAGAUUUGGGAGGACCCGGAUUUUUAAAGGAGGUUCCCCCUUAAGCUGCGGCAAGGACUUAAUUGAUCGUUGCUUGUCUUUGUGGUUGACAAAUGAAGAGAGGCAAAAUGCAGAGUUUGAUGCCAUCAGGUUGAAGCUUUCCAACAUCUCUAUCAAUCAGCCAGGCAUUCAGGUUCCUAUUGAGAGCAUAUGAUUCUGAGUUGUUUAUCUGAACUAAUUUUCUUCCCCGGCCAUGAUAUUCAUUCCGUUCAUCAAAUUUCUUGUAUUUUCUAUUUUUCUUUUUUGGGCAAGGGACCAGAUCAUUUUCACUUCUUCCUUUUUGGUAGUUCUGCAUUCAUCUGCAAAGAUAUAACUGAUUACCAUUCUAGCUAUUCCAAAUUUAUUUUUAAA